Molecule: messenger RNA, 2997 nt
Organism: Balaenoptera acutorostrata (minke whale)
Lineage: Eukaryota; Metazoa; Chordata; Mammalia; Artiodactyla; Balaenopteridae
Product: butyrophilin subfamily 2 member A2-like
Exons: 7
Coding region: 388-1995 (535 amino acids)
Biological process (GO): regulation of cytokine production; T cell receptor signaling pathway
Cellular component (GO): external side of plasma membrane
Molecular function (GO): signaling receptor binding
Source: RefSeq, a predicted model, not a curated record
GGCUCUCCACCCCUGUCUUGACUUGGUGCCGAGCCAGAUUCGCGGCGAGGAGGAAGGGAAGGGAGGGAGGAUGGAUUUAGAAGAAUAUCAAGUGACGUCUGAAGAAACUCAACUCUGGCCGGAGAAGUGAGCCGAGGAGGGCGGAAAACUGUUUUCCCGAUCGUUGCAUUGUUGGCUUAUUCCAUGGAAUGUUUAAUGAAGCCAUCUAUCGGGAAAUACCUGAACCGGGAAAGGAAGGGGACUGCCCAAGACAGCAGUUGGGGCGCUGAUGAUAACCAACACGGGUUACAGGAAAGUUUGACCUAGAUCAGAACUGUAGUGCCGAGUCUCCCUGGCUGAUUCUCCACGUCUCUCUAGGCUUCCCGUCCCUGCCUCUCGUGGGUGCUUAUGGAGCCAGUUGCUUCUCUGCAUUUCUCCCUGCCAGGCUCCCUUCUCUUCUUCCACCUCCUCAGCUUGUUUGCAGCGGUCUCAGUCCAAUUUACUGUCCUGGGACCAGCUGAUCCAAUCCUGGCCAUGGUGGGAGAAGACACCAAGUUACACUGCCACCUGUCACCUGAGAAAAACGCUGAGGGCAUGGAGGUGCGGUGGUUCCGGACGCAGUUCUCCCCUGCAGUGUUCGUGUACAAGGGCCAGCGAGAGAGAACGGAGGAGCAGAUGGAGGAGUACCGGGGAAGAACAACCUUUGUGAGCGAAGCUAUCAGCAAAGGGAGCGUGGGGCUGAUCAUACACAACAUCACAGCCGGCGAAAACGGCAUCUACCGCUGUUAUUUCCAAGAAGGCAGAUCCUACGACGAGGCCAUCAUGCACCUGAUGGUGGCAGGCCUGGGUUCUAAGCCCGUUAUUGAAAUGAAGGGCCAUGAGGAUGGAGGCAUCCGGCUGGAAUGCACAUCUAUAGGGUGGUAUCCAGAGCCCUGUGCCAUGUGGAGGGACCCUUAUGGUGAGAUCAUGCCCCCCCUGGAGGAGGCUUACACUACGAAUGCAGAUGGCCUCUUCAUGGUCACCAUGGCUGUGAUCAUCAGGGACCAGUCUGUGAGGAACGUGUCCUGCUCUGUCAACAACACCCUGCUCAACCAGGAGAAGCAAACUGUGAUUUUCAUUCCAGAAUCCUUUAUUCCCAGCACAUCUCCCUGGAUGGUGGCCCUGACUGUCAUCCUGCCUUCUCUGCUCCUCCUCAUCGCUGGGGGCAUCUGUCUCAUCAAGAAACUCCGAAUGGAAAAAAAGAUUCUGUCCAUGCAAAUAGAGGUUGAAAAUGAAGAGAAAGAAAUUGCACGUAAGGAACUGGGGAAAGAACGUGUGGAAAAAGAGAAAGAACGUCAAAUAAAAGAGCAACUUCAUGAAGAACUGCGAUGGAGAAGAAGCCUCUUACAUGCGGCUGAUGUGGUCCUGGACCCGGACACCGCUCAUCCCGAGCUCUUCCUGUCAGAGGACCGGAGAGGUGUGAGACGGGGUCCCUCCAGGCAGAGCAUGCCUGACAACCCGGAGAGAUUUGACUGUCAGCCUUGUGUCCUGGGCCUAGAGAACUACUCCUCAGGGAGACAUUACUGGGAGGUGGAGGUCGAAAACGUGAUGGUUUGGGCUGUGGGUGUUUGUAGAGACAGUGUUGAGAGGAAAGGGGAGGCCCUACUGGUUCCUCAGAAUGGCUUCUGGACCCUGGAGAUGUUUGAGAACCAGUACCGCGCCCUGUCCUCCCCGGAGAAGAUUCUCCCCCUGAAAGAGCGCCUUCGCCGGGUGGGCAUCUUCCUGGACUACGAAGCUGGAGAUGUGUCCUUCUAUAACAUGAGGGACAGGUCGCACAUCUACACGUGUCCCCGUUCGCCCUUCUCUGGGCCCCUGAGGCCCUUCUUCAGGCUGGGGUCUGAUGACAGCCCCCUCUUUAUCUGUCCAGCGUUUACAGGGGCCCAGGGGGUCACGGUGCCUGAGGGCGGCCUGGUCCUUCACAGGACAGAGACCCACCACAGCCUCCAGGACCAAUUCCCUGGUCUCAGAGCCAAGUAGAGAACCCAGGCCACCUCUACUGCCACAGCACAGCACCCCCUGGAGGAAAACCACCCUCCUUCCUUCUGGUCACAGAAGAGAAUCUCCUCCAGAGGUCCCCUGGACACCUCCUCAAGCCCUAGCCCCAUCUCUCCCUCAUUAGGCUGUUGCUUUAGUAACUCAUUUGCACGUAACGAUGGGGCAGGGGCCAGUCUCAGGAACACGAGUGCUGCCACAUGGCUCCCAACCAAGAAGUGUGAGAAAUUGACAGGCGGAAAACCGGUUGCUUUAACAUCAGAGUGACACAUUCAGCCUGAGACUGGAGUUGACACCAGAUACUGUGGAUUUGGGGUGAGGACGCACUAGGAUGUAAGAGGGAAGCGGGAACCACAGAUGGAAGUCAGAGAUAGAGGAAGUGAGACCUGAGAGGUGGGCCGAGGCUAUGGAUGUGGUUAAGCCCCACCAUUACAGGUAAGGGGUCCCAGGAGCUGAUGGGCCAUUUCCAACCCACCCCCAAGAUUUCCAGGGCAUACAGUAAAGCUCCCCAGGCCUAGAUCUGGAUGAGGAAGGAUGAAGGAUGAGGAUACUUCUGGACAUGGCCUGGCUCAGGUGUCCCUACAAUAAAAGGUGUCAGUACUUAGUUAUUGAGAGUGGCCUAAGGUUUAAGGUCCCAGCUGAGCAGGUAAGCAUCGGACCAAGUGGAUCUCAAGGUUCAGGUUCAGUGGGGAGAGCAGUGCUUUCCAGCUUUUUGGCCUCAGGAUGCCUUUAGACACUUAAAAAUUACUGAGGACCCUAGAGAGCUUUUGCUCAUUUGGGUUAUAUAUCUAUCAAUAUUUGUGGCAUUAGAGAUUGGAACUGAGAAAUGUUUAAAAUGUAUUUAUUUAUUAAUUUAUAUUAAAAAUAGCAACAAGCCAAUUAUAGGUUAAUAUAAAAAAACAUUUCAUGAAAAAUAACUGUCUGUUGUUCCCAAUGCAAAAUAAAGUUUAUUGAGAAGUGUGGUAUUCUUUAACGUUUUUGCAAAUC